GCCUGGGCGCGGCGGCGGCCGAGAAGAUGGCGGACGGCGACAGCGGCAGCGAGCGCGGCGGCGGUGGCGGGCCCGGCGGCUUCCAGCCCGCGUCCCGCGGCGGCGGCGAGCAGGAGACGCAGGAGCUGGCCUCGAAGCGGCUGGACAUCCAGAACAAACGCUUCUACCUGGACGUGAAGCAGAACGCCAAGGGCCGCUUCCUCAAGAUCGCCGAGGUGGGCGCGGGCGGCUCCAAGAGCCGCCUCACGCUGUCCAUGGCGGUGGCCGCCGAGUUCCGCGACUACCUGGGCGACUUCAUCGAACACUACGCGCAGCUGGGCCCCAGCAGCCCCGAGCAGGUGGCAGCGGCAGCGGGCGCCGAGGACGGCGGUGGGCCGCGGCGCGCGCUCAAGAGCGAGUUUCUGGUGCGCGAGAAUCGCAAGUACUACCUGGACCUCAAGGAGAACCAGCGCGGCCGCUUUCUGCGCAUCCGUCAGACGGUCAACCGCGGCGGCGGCGGCCCGGGGCCCGGCGGCCUGCAGAGCGGCCAGACCAUCGCGUUGCCCGCGCAGGGCCUCAUCGAGUUCCGCGACGCGCUGGCCAAGCUCAUCGACGACUACGGCGGCGAGGACGACGAGCUGGCUGGGGGCCCGGGCGGCGGUGCCGGGGGCCCCGGGGGCGGCCUGUACGGGGAGCUCCCGGAAGGCACCUCCAUCACGGUGGAUUCUAAGCGUUUCUUCUUCGACGUGGGCUGCAACAAGUACGGAGUGUUUCUGCGCGUGAGCGAGGUGAAGCCGUCCUACCGCAACGCCAUUACCGUCCCAUUCAAGGCCUGGGGCAAGUUCGGGGGCGCCUUUUGCCGGUAUGCGGAUGAGAUGAAAGAGAUCCAGGAGCGGCAGAGGGACAAGCUUUAUGAGCGACGCGGCGGGGAUGAGUCAGAGGGAGAGGAGGUGGAUGAGGACUGAAACGCCUAGCUUCCCCUACGGGCCUCCCCACCCCACCGCUAGAGAGCCCCCCUUCCUGUUCAUCCCAGUGAGCUAGUGGAGGGGGAGCAAGGGAGGCCCCAGAAGAAGAAAACAAAAUUUAAAAUAAUAUAGUUAAUUAAGAGAAAUAACCAUAAGAGAGAACAGUCACGGACAAUUAGAGAAAAGCAGUAAAGUUCCAAGGAAUUGACAGCAACCUACAAAGAGAGGACAACAGCGCCUCCUCACUUGAGCAAAAGUCUCAGCUUCUGUUGCUUCCCAGCUGAGGUUCCUAAAUCCAUCGGGAUAAUCCUGGGUGGGGUAGAUCCUUGCACAUUGGCCAAGGAACACCUCUUGAGUUAUCCAGACGCACUGAUGACAGCUGAAUUUGUAUUAUACCUGGGUAACCUGGUCUUAAGAUAGUGUGUAUCCCUUCACCUCCAUUGAAAUCAGCGUUUUGGAUCUAGAUCUUCAUGGAAUUCUUGUGAAGAGAGAGGCAUUUGCAGUUACCCAGUUCUGAGGGUACAAGUUUUAUGAAAAGGAAUGCAACUUUAAGUAGUCAUAGACAGGGCAAAAUAAGAAUUCAAGAAACCACCAGGGAAUACAGAAACAAAUAGGAUCCAUUUUUUUUUAAAUGGUUUUGCAUGGAACCUGGAACAAGGCCCAUGUCUUGUCUUUGCAGAAUUAUUUUCCGGGAUGCAAAUGGAUUCAGAUGUCAGUCCUUGAACUAGAAUCCGUUAUUAUAUUUUGGAAGUUGGCAAAAUUUUUUCAAAGAUAAAAUCAGUUUUACAUUGGGGGUUGCUGAGGUAGGCACAAGAAGAAAUCAGGCAUAAAGCACAAGGAAAACUGUUUGAGUGGAUUGGUUGCUGCUCACUGAAGUUCUUCCCCGAUCUCCAAAUAUGGAGGUCGUGUCUCAGAUAUGAAUGAGAGCCAGAUCCCCGUGGCUCCACCGUGUGAGCCAGUGACUUGUGGCUAAUUCGGCAGUUUCAGCCACUGGUUGGCUGAAUUUUAAACCGUAAAACUUGAAGAUAUCUACAAAAGGAACAGUGGCUACAAGCCUGAGCUUUAAUGGAAUAUAAGUCCUCACAGAAAAGUUCGAAAUAACCAAAACUGAAGUCUUCAUCUACCUUCAGUUUAAUCUGUGGAUUUGUUUCAACGCUAAAGAUCCUCAGGUCCAGAAUUCCAGCAACAUUUAUUCUUUUAAAAUAAAUUUUUAAGAACUUGAUCCAUUGUAUCAGUACCUCACAAUCAGAGUUGGCAAACGAUGGAUGAGUGAGUCAAGCUGCGUGCCCUUUUGGAAGCUGAAAUCCAUCUGAAUGGAGCUGAAGUGAACGUGAAUAUGCUGACUAUAUCCUGGAAGCAUUUUUAUACCAUCUUGAAAUUUCAACAAACUGCCUUUUGCCAGUUAUCCAGCUGUCUUUCAAGAAUAAAAGUUGGGGUUUUCAAGGAUCGCCUCUUCUAUAUUUUAACUGGAUUUUCAGUAUGAUCUUUACUAAUCAAGUUAAUCCCACCCCAUCAAAAGGUAUUCCUAGAAGUGUCAGAACCUAGGUAACUGAAUUGAAUGGGAGUUAAUGUUCUUUCCAAAGUUUUCAGGUAUACUUUGUGCAACACCUUCUCAACCAGGAGGCAAGUAACCCCACUUCCACAAUCUUAUUUUUUUUUUAACUGCAUGCCUGCCCUUUAUUUGAGCUGCCUUUUAAUUUAUUGCAUACCCUUUUUAUUAUCUUAUUUUGGUAUUCAAUCUAUACAAUCUUUUUGUAUUUAUUGGGAAAUGAGUAAUAUACAAAAAGGUCGUUUUCAUGAAUUAGUGGCUGAGAGGGAGGGAAUAAUUGUGUAUAUAAAAUUAGGCUUUUUUAAAAAUUAGAUUUGAUUCAGAAUAUCUGAUCUUAGAUUUUUAAAAAAUAGUGGAAGAGCCACAAACAUUGGUGCCCUUUUCAGACUAUUUCUCUACUCAUCAUCCACAGUAGACUUUUUAAACAGAUUUUUUUUUAAGCAUUUCUUUUUUAAAAAAAUUUUUCUCCGUUGCAAAGAAUGUUUCCUAAAUUGUAUGGGAGCAAUAGUAUUUUUGAUGUUUUAAUGACAUCCGUAUACUUGUACUGUAUUUUGUACUACAAGGCAGCUGUUUUCAAUAAUGUCCUGCUGUAUUUACCUAUGUGUUUUGAGUGUUUAUUUCUUUGCUGCGGAGAACAAAUCCCUAAAUAGUUUUAGUAAAGGAGCUGAGAAGCUAGCAUUAUUAGGUUUGCAGAAACUGUUUAAGUUUCAAACUCUGAGGCAGCAAUGAAAAUUAAGGUUGCAGCUCUUAGUUGAUUGCUGUAACUUUUUCAUUUUCAAAACAUGUAUAAAUUCCUGUAGAGACCAACUUGUUUUCCUGCUUCAGUGGUGGUUCUCUUGCUCAGCUGCCGUGAGCCAGUUCAGUUUUGCAAAGGUGCAGUACCUCUCCUUUCUAAGGGGUUGGUUUAUUCUUUUUUCUUUUCUUUUUGUUUGGCUGAAUUGCAGUAACUAGCCUUGCCCUUUCUACUCUGUAGAAAUGACAGGGUCUUCACAAUCCUUCACCAGUGGCUACUAAGCUAUAAUUAGCUGAACAGAAAGAAUGUGGAAGUGGUCUGAGGCAUAUAGAGUAUAUGCCAAGAACACUACCAUAUAUGGCAUCAGCUUUGGUUACCAGAGAAAUUUUCUUAGUCAUUAGACCAUAUAACAGUAGUAUAUCAUAUGUAAAUCUUUAGAUAUCAAUUUGAGAAUCCUCCAAAAUAAGGAGCAAAGAAUGCAUAAGCUAUGUGUUGGAAAAAGUAAUUUAUAUUAAAAUGUUGACCUGCCUAUGUAAGAUUAAGUGGUAAACGUCAUAGUGGUGGGUUUUUAAGUCUUAACCAAUCUCAAAGGUUUGUUUCUCCUGCAGGGGGUGGUUCAUGGCCUCUUCUCACUGCAGGAAGAUUACAGGAGGAUGUGGAUUAAUUGUAGCAUUCACUGAUCCUCAUUCCAGUACUAGGGACAAUAGAAAUCUGCAAAGCAUAGAGACUACACUUUUGGUGUGUGGUUUGUUAAACAAGGUGACAGUAACAGGCUAGCUUUCAGAACUCAUUCAAAAUAUUGCUUAUUAAAGGAAAUGAUCUUUGUUAAUUGCAGUCAGAAAAUGGCAUUGUACAGACUAUGGGAAACCAAUUUUUUUGUUUUGUCUUUCAACCACUAUUAUGAACAGUGAUUUAGGGCUGUUUUUCAGCUUUGGCAAACAUCCCAGCUAAUCACAUGUUCAAAACAGUCAUAUUCCUGAGAAGUAGGGAACUAAAAUUCCUUUUCAGAUAAUUGGUAGAAUGUUUGUUUCUCAAACUACUGCAGUUACAGACAUGAGAAAUCAAACUUUAGGAGCAGAAUCAAAAGAGCAAAAAUCUGUGUCAAGAUACUCCUCUUCCCUUCUGGUUUCUAUUGUCCCUACCUAUCAUAUCAUUCAAGUAGAAUGGCAGUUCUAGUAAACAAAGAAAAUUUUCAGUGCAUAUGCUUGCACAGUACAAAAUGUAAAUCUGUAUGGCACCAAAAAAUCAAAGUGAAAACCAAACCAAAAACCCAGACACCCUAUGUUACUAUGGGAGGCAUGUAGGUGGUGUAAAUGACGGUAGCUGUGAUGCACACAUGGCUACUUGUCAAGUCACUUUCCAUAAUUAUUUACUGCAAAAUGAUUGAGAGGCUUUGGUGCAGGCAGCCUAUUAACCUACUACUUCCUUUGUUACCUCUCAAUCACUUUGCAAUAAAUUGCAGGUCUUUUAAGAGAUUCAAGCUUCAGUUUUAUCAAAAAACAAAACAAUUUUCCUGGCUUAUCUGAAAAUGCAGGGUUGUGGGCAAAAGAGGCUGGUUAUAAUAAUGCCCUCAUAUUGAGUGGUCUGUAAAUGGCUGCACACUUCAGGCACUAUAGUUGCUGAGGAUGCUUUGUUAAAUGUGACCUUGACUGGCUUUACAAGGGGUAGAAUGUGCUCUACACAAGGUAUUAAAAGGUAACUAUUCAUUUGUGUCUACCUGCUCUUGAGGUGGAUGAAAUUAAGAAGCUUGAGUGUGUAAGCCAUGCACAUAGGUAUUCUUCACUGUAAAUUUUGUUUUCAUUUUUAACCCAAUUAUGGUACUUUGUCCAAUGCACAACUGAUCUCUCAGUAGAUAUUCAUUUGAAAAUAGUGUGGCCUUGAUCGGUGAGAAGGGGAAGGAAAGAAGUGACUUUUUGCUUAUGUAAAAUGACUCGUUUGCCGAGAGUCAUUCUGCAGCACUCUUAGUGUCUAAUGCGUUUGUGAUCAGUCUCCUUGUUGAUUGGGGAAAGUUAAUGUUUUCGACCCUGGAGUUAUUAAUUCAAUUGAGUUGUCUUCUGUUUUUAGGAAGUAUCAGAAUUGCUGUGAUAAAUAACAAAGUUGACUGCUUUGAUGUCCAAUCUCAGGUUUUAGAAUAUAUAUAGUGGUGUAAAAUUCCACUGUUAACUCUUAAAACGAUUUUAAUAGUACACCCUAAACAUCACCUGCAUAAGGCCUGUUCAGAGAGCAGAGCCUCCCAUCCUCUUGCUCCUUUUCCACUUUGUACUUCACUUGAGAAAGUGUCGCGUGAUUUUACAUUGUAUAUUUCCAUUUUAACCCUGACAUAUUUCUCAAAGAUAAAGCACUUUUUGAUCAUGAAAUACAUGGAAUCUUUGUGUGAUAUGGAUCAUGGUUUCUCAGGCUCCCCUAGGUAAUUUGCUUAUGAAUAUCAUUCUGUGUUAAGAAGAGUGGAAAUCUUUGCUAAUGUUAGAAAGUUUGUAUUAUUGAUCUAGAAUGCAUUUUGCUAGCUUCCAAUGGAUGGGAGAGUAAAUAAUGCUGCAUUCACAAUAUAAUAAGUUACUUUCCCUUGAGCCUUAAGGUAACUUUUUUUUCUGUCAAUAACAGCACUGAAGUUAUAGUAAAUGAAUGAGAUUACCAGUUUUCAGGGUUGGUUUUAGAGUACUGUAAAUCAAUUAGCU
Messenger RNA from Physeter macrocephalus (sperm whale), 5901 nucleotides. RefSeq names its product purine rich element binding protein B (gene PURB). Gene Ontology annotation, molecular function: purine-rich negative regulatory element binding; RNA polymerase II transcription regulatory region sequence-specific DNA binding; DNA-binding transcription factor activity, RNA polymerase II-specific. The transcript has a single exon. Lineage: Eukaryota; Metazoa; Chordata; Mammalia; Artiodactyla; Physeteridae. Gene Ontology annotation, biological process: regulation of transcription by RNA polymerase II. Bases 27 to 944 code for a protein of 305 amino acids. The record is from RefSeq and is a predicted model, not a curated record. Gene Ontology annotation, cellular component: nucleus.